AUGAGAAAGCAGCAAGAUCACUGCGAGGCAGAGACAGAGAUCCUGCAGCACGUCCUCCGAGCAAUGGGCGAGGACUGUCGUGCAGAACACUUGCAAGUAAUCCGCUUCAGCAAAGCAGAGAAUGGCAGGGGGGGGGGGAGCAGCCUCCGGGCGGGUCGCGCUGUUGGUUGUGCUGCUGCUGAGCUUGUGCUCCGGAUCCGCUACGCCAGCCCCGGGGAGCUGGGCAGAGGCUCGCUGGUGGGGCCGCUGGCGCGGGACCUGGGGCUGAGCCCGGCGGAGCUGCCGGCACGCAAGAUGCGGAUAGUCUCUAGCGACGAAAAGCAGUACUUCACUCUCGGGGAAGAUAAUGCAAAUCUGCGGGUAAACGAGAGGAUAGACAGAGAGAGCAUCUGCGGGGCCGUGUCGCCAUGUGUCCUCAGUUUGGAGGCAUUCGUGGAAAACCCUUUCAAUAUAUUUCAUGUGAGCGUUACUGUCCAGGAUAUCAACGACAAUGCACCGCAGUUUGACAGAGAAUUUGUUGCCAUAGAAAUGAUCGAGUCGACACCCCCUGGGGCCAGAUUCCCACUGGGCAGUGGAAGAGACCCCGACAUUGGAGCGAACUCAUUACAAAAUUACCAACUUACCCCAGACCCGCACUUCUCCCUUGUAGUGACGGAGAGUCCUGAUGGGACGAAACAAGCUGAACUGGUACUGGAGAAAAGCUUAGAUAGAGAAAAACAGAGAAAUCACCAUUUAAUACUGACGGCAGUGGAUGGUGGGAAUCCAGUACGCUCAGGGACCACUCAGCUUAAGAUUAACGUGACCGACGCGAAUGACAACCCCCCGGUAUUUACCAAAGAAAUCUAUAUGUUUCAGCUUCUAGAAAACCUGCCAGAGGGCUCCUUAGCCUUUCAGGUGAAAGCUACUGACAGUGACGAAGGUACAAAUGCAGAAAUAACCUACUCUUUCAGUGGCAUCGCUAAGAAUGCUCUCCAGGUCUUCAGUUUGGACUCCAGGACAGGGGACGUGAAGGUUACAGGUCCCUUAGAUUAUGAGGAGGGGAAAUAUUAUGAAGCAACCGUUGAAGGCAAGGAUGGGGGUGGUUUGACUGCGCACGCCAAAGUGCACAUAGACAUUCUAGACGUCAACGACAAUGCGCCAACUAUUACUAUCCUUCCAAUCUUGAACCCGGUACCCGAAGAUUCAGAACCGAGAACAGUUAUAGCAGUGAUCAAUGUCCGCGACAGAGACUCGGGCGACAACGGAAAAGUGAGCUGCAACAUCGACGGGGGUUUGCCUUUCAGACUAGAAUCGUCAUCAGCCAACACCUAUAAACUAAUAAUAGCCAGUGGCCUGGACAGAGAACAGGUCUCUGCUUACAACAUCACCAUCACUGCCAGGGACCGGGGCAGCCCGUCGCUGUGGAGCCGCGCGGCGCUGGUGCUGGAGGUGUCGGACGUGAACGACAACGCGCCGGUGUUCGAGGAGGCGUCGUACAGCGCCUACGUGGCGGAGAACAACGCGGCGGGCGCGCUGGUGGUGCGCGUGCGCGCGCGGGACGCGGACGCGGGCGCCAACGGGCGCCGGUGGGAUGUGUGUGGCCGAGGUGGCGGGGAGCGGUGGGGCGGGCAGCGCUCGGCAGCGCCGGGUGCCUGCAGUGCCGGGAGGAGGCUGCGGGCGCCGCUGCUGACCGAGGAGGAGCGAGAGGAAGGUGGCUGGGGCGGGGGGGAGCGAGCCCUGCUGUGGGGCGUGCUGGUGGCGGCGUGGGAGGCGGCGUGGGGGCAGCUGCGCUACUCGGUUGCCGAGGAGCUGCCCAAGGGCUCGUUCGUGGGCGACGUGGCCAAGGACCUGGCGCUGGACCUGCCGGCGCUCCGCGACCGCGGCGUGCGCAUCCUAGACAGAGGUAGGACGCAGUAUUUCGCUCUGCACGGGAAGUCGGGACAUUUGGUGACGGCGGAGAGGAUAGACCGGGAGCAGCUGUGCGAGAGUGCGCAGCAAUGCGUGCUGCGGUGUGAGCUGAUAGCGGAGGGGGACAUGAAGGUUUAUGAAAUCGAAGUGGAAAUUACGGACAUUAACGACAACGCGCCCAGCUUCCGAGAGGCAGAAACGGAACUGAGAAUAAGCGAGAUCACACCGCUGGGAUCCCGGUUUCCCCUCCGAGAUGCUCAAGACCCGGACGUGGGAA
Molecule: messenger RNA, 2164 nt
Organism: Chaetura pelagica (chimney swift)
Lineage: Eukaryota; Metazoa; Chordata; Aves; Apodiformes; Apodidae
Product: protocadherin gamma-B3-like
Exons: 5
Biological process (GO): homophilic cell-cell adhesion
Cellular component (GO): plasma membrane
Molecular function (GO): calcium ion binding
Source: RefSeq, a predicted model, not a curated record